AUCCAUGUGUAGGUUAAGAAAAAUCCAUAAAAAUGGAGUUGUUGUGGUUGAUUCUUGGAGUUCUCUUGGGUGGAUAUGUGUUUCUAUUCGGGUUUCUGAGGAGAUUUAAUGAGUGGUAUCAUGUAGGCAAACUGGGGAAAACAAAAUACCCUCUCCCUCCUGGUGAUAUGGGUUGGCCUUACCUUGGUGGUCUCCCAACCUUCCUCAAAGCUUUCAAAUCCAAUGACCCUGAUUCCUACAUAAACAACCUUGUAAACAAGUAUGGCAGGACUGGUAUCUACAAGACGUUUAUGUUUGGGAGCCCAAGUGUGAUUGUUUCUAUCCCAGAAACAUGCAAAAAAGUUUUGAUGGAUGAUGAAAGGUUCAAACUAGGUUAUCCUAAGGCCACAACAGUCCUUACAGGUAGAAGAUCAUUCCAUGGCAUUUCAACCUCCGAGCACAAGCGCCUUCGCCGGUUAACCACAUCUCCGAUCAACGGCCACGAGGCACUGGCCGGGUAUAUUGACCUUAUCGAGGGCAUUGUGGUAACCUCAUUGGAGGAGUGGGCCAGCAUGAAGGAGCCAAUCCAGCUCUUGACAGAGUUGAGAGGGUUUGCCUUUAAGGUCAUCACCAACAUUUUCAUCAGCACCCACAGUGAGUCUGUUAUUUCGGCAGUGGAAAACUUAUACAGUGAUUUAAAUGCUGGAAUAAAGGCCCAGGCCAUUAAUAUUCCUGGAUUUCCAUUCCAUAGAGCGCUCAAGGCACGAAAACGUUUGGUGAAGAUCUUCCAAGCUGUAGUAGAUCAAAAGAGGGCAACGAUCAAAAGCGAUUCCAUUAAUAAUAAAAAUAAUAAUCAAACGGAGAUGCAAAAAGAUAUGAUGGAUUUACUAUUGGGAGUUGAAGAUGAAGAAGGAAGACAAUUGGAGGAUGAGGAUAUCAUAGAUUUACUAAUCGUGUUCAUGUUAGCCGGCCAUGAAAGCUCUGCCCAUGGAGUAUUGUGGGCAAUCAUCUACAUGUCACAACAUCCAGAAAUCUUCAGGAAAGCCAAGGAAGAGCAAGUUGAGAUCGUGAAGAGAAGACCGUCUACACAGAAAGGACUGACUCUCACGGAGAUCAGACAAAUGGGAUAUCUUUCUAAGGUCAUUGAGGAGACGUUCCGCAGAACAAGUAUCUCAUUUUCGGUUUUCAGACAGGCCAAAGAGGAUGUUGAGAUAAAUGGUUAUCUCAUUCCAAAGGGAUGGAAAGUGUUGGUCUGGAACAGAGGAGUCCAUAUGGAUCCCGAAAACUAUCCAAACCCUAAAGAAUUUGAUCCUUCAAGAUGGGAUAAUAAAUCCAGAGCAGCAGGGAGCUACCUUCCUUUUGGAUUAGGAAGUAGGUAUUGCCCUGGAAGUGAUCUGGCCAAGCUCGAGAUCAACAUCUUCCUCCAUCAUUAUCUCAGAAACUACAAUGUGGAGCGACUUAACCCAGAUGGCCCGAUAAAAUAUUUACCCCUUCCAAGUCCUGCAGACAAGUGCCCAGCAAGAAUCAUAAAAGUCACAUGAUCGAUCGUUUCCAUUUGCAAUCAAUUAAUGACCUCUACUUUCAGUGUCUAGUGUUUAAUAUA
This is a messenger RNA of Juglans regia (Persian walnut), 1582 nucleotides long. Its product is annotated as beta-amyrin 11-oxidase-like. The record is from RefSeq and is a predicted model, not a curated record. Gene Ontology annotation, molecular function: ent-kaurenoic acid monooxygenase activity; heme binding; iron ion binding. Gene Ontology annotation, biological process: sterol metabolic process; multicellular organism development; brassinosteroid biosynthetic process. The transcript has 8 exons. NCBI's taxonomy places the organism in Eukaryota, Viridiplantae, Streptophyta, Magnoliopsida, Fagales, Juglandaceae. The coding region runs from base 33 to 1520 and encodes 495 amino acids. Gene Ontology annotation, cellular component: endoplasmic reticulum.